AUGACUACACAAGUAGCGCUUGUGGCCGGUGGUGAUGGGUCAUACCAAAUUUCCACGGAAGUUGAAGUACCAAAACCGAGGCCAGGUACAAUGCUCUGCAAAGUCAGGGCCGUGGCUUUGAAUCCGGCUGACUGGAAGAUGAUUGACUUCUCUGCAUCGGAGGGCGCCAUUGGAGGCAACGACUUUGCCGGUGAAGUCAUUGAAGUCGGGCAAGGCGUCGAGAGAUUCAGCAAGGGAGACCGCAUUUUUGGAAUGAUGUUUGGCCUCAAUCCAUCUGACAAGCUAAGCGGAGCAUUCUGUUGCUAUGCAUUAGCCACGGAGGACUUGUCCUGCAAGAUACCGCAGUCCAUGACAUUCGACAAGGCAUCAACAUUGGGCGUACCUGUUGGAACCGCUGGAAGCGCCCUAUAUCAAGCACUGGGUCUCCCCAUGCCUGGCUCUGUUGGAUGUCUAAACAGUCAACUUUAUGUUUUGGUCUCUGGAGGAGCUUCGGCGACCGGCACGAUUGCGAUCCAGCUUCUAAAAGCUAGCAAGGACUUCGUGUUGUCCUUGGGCGCCGCUGAAACAUUUGAUUACAACUCAUCAACCUGUGGCAUGGAGAUUCGCAACUACACGAAGAACAACCUUAAACAUGUCCUUGACUGCGUUACGAAAGAUGAUUCCAUGAAAAUGUGCUAUGAAGCGAUCGGCAGUGAUGGUGGCAAGUAUGUAGCCCUGGAACCGUUUUCUACGCGCAUACAAUACACGAGAAGGGAAGUACAGGCUGAAUGGCAAAACACGUGGUCGUUAUUUGGGGGUCCAGUAAAAUUGUCCGGGGUGUAUGGGAGGCCAGGACACAAACAUGAUCGCAAGUUUGCUUCAGUCAUGUUCCCUAUGGCUGAGCGCCUGAUCAUAGACGGGCAACUCAAGCCUCAUCCAGUUGAAGUCCGAGUAGGCGGGCUGGAGUCUAUCAUGGAUGGGAUUGAAAUUUUGAGAAGCGGAGAAGUGAAAGGCCGGAAGCUUGUUUACCAAGUAGCGUAG
Molecule: messenger RNA, 1020 nt
Organism: Diaporthe amygdali
Lineage: Eukaryota; Fungi; Ascomycota; Sordariomycetes; Diaporthales; Diaporthaceae
Exons: 2
Coding region: 1-1020 (339 amino acids)
Molecular function (GO): oxidoreductase activity, acting on NAD(P)H
Source: RefSeq, a predicted model, not a curated record